Molecule: messenger RNA, 4602 nt
Organism: Rhinopithecus roxellana (golden snub-nosed monkey)
Lineage: Eukaryota; Metazoa; Chordata; Mammalia; Primates; Cercopithecidae
Gene: NLGN1
Product: neuroligin 1
Exons: 6
Coding region: 390-2861 (823 amino acids)
Biological process (GO): modulation of chemical synaptic transmission; chemical synaptic transmission; neuron cell-cell adhesion
Cellular component (GO): cell surface; synapse; postsynaptic specialization membrane
Molecular function (GO): neurexin family protein binding; signaling receptor activity
Source: RefSeq, a predicted model, not a curated record
ACCUGUGAAGCUUGAGGCCACUCAAGUUCCAAAUUUGUGACAAAUCCCCCAGGGCUCACUGGAGUGGCAGAUAUAGACCCGCAGCUAACUGGAUUUGAUUUAUAAGAGAGAAAACUACAGUCAAUGCCCACUCUUGCCACAUUGCUAAUAUGGGAAACAGAAUGUUGAAUAGGAUAUGGUCUGAUAAAGAGUGAUGAUUGAAGAUGCUGCUCCAAUACAUGUGAAAUCAGUGGGAGAUACCUGCUGUCUGAAGAUCUUUCAGAGCUUUCCUCAACAAGCUCCCCUUUAAGAAAUCGGAGGUAUAUUCUACCAUUAUACAGCCUUUCUCAAGUGGAUAUAAAUACGUUUGCCUCACUGUAACCAGACAACUAGACACCUAAUGUGGGACCAUGGCACUGCCCAGAUGCACGUGGCAAAAUUAUGUUUGGAGAGCAGUGAUGGCAUGUGUGGUACACAGGGGACUGGGUGCCCCAUUGACUCUCUGUAUGCUGGGAUGUUUACUUCAGGCUGGUCAUGUGCUAUCACAAAAAUUGGAUGAUGUGGACCCACUGGUGACUACCAACUUUGGAAAGAUAAGAGGGAUUAAGAAGGAACUCAAUAAUGAAAUUUUGGGGCCUGUUAUUCAAUUUCUUGGGGUUCCAUAUGCAGCCCCACCAACAGGGGAACGUCGUUUUCAGCCUCCAGAACCACCAUCUCCCUGGUCAGAUAUCAGAAAUGCCACUCAAUUUGCUCCUGUGUGUCCCCAGAAUAUCAUUGAUGGCAGACUGCCAGAAGUCAUGCUUCCUGUGUGGUUUACUAAUAACUUGGAUGUGGUUUCAUCAUAUGUACAAGACCAGAGUGAAGACUGCCUAUAUCUAAAUAUAUAUGUCCCAACUGAGGAUGAUAUUCGGGACAGUGGGGGUCCCAAACCAGUGAUGGUGUAUAUCCAUGGUGGCUCAUACAUGGAAGGUACUGGAAAUUUAUAUGAUGGAAGUGUCUUGGCAAGUUAUGGCAAUGUGAUCGUCAUCACAGUCAACUAUCGACUUGGGGUACUUGGUUUCUUGAGUACAGGGGAUCAGGCUGCAAAGGGGAACUAUGGACUCCUUGAUCUCAUACAAGCUUUAAGAUGGACUAGUGAAAACAUUGGAUUCUUUGGUGGUGACCCCUUAAGAAUCACUGUUUUUGGAUCUGGUGCUGGGGGUUCAUGUGUCAAUCUGCUGACUUUAUCCCAUUAUUCUGAAGGUAACCGUUGGAGCAAUUCAACCAAAGGACUUUUUCAACGAGCAAUAGCUCAAAGUGGAACAGCCCUUUCCAGCUGGGCUGUUAGUUUUCAACCUGCAAAAUAUGCUAGAAUGUUGGCCACAAAAGUUGGUUGCAAUGUUUCAGAUACAGUAGAGUUAGUGGAAUGCCUACAGAAGAAGCCUUACAAAGAACUUGUUGACCAAGAUAUUCAACCAGCUCGAUACCACAUAGCCUUUGGACCUGUGAUUGAUGGUGAUGUAAUACCAGAUGACCCUCAGAUAUUGAUGGAGCAAGGAGAGUUUCUCAACUACGAUAUAAUGUUAGGAGUUAACCAAGGGGAAGGGUUAAAAUUUGUUGAAAAUAUAGUAGAUAGCGAUGAUGGUAUAUCAGCGAGUGAUUUUGACUUUGCUGUUUCAAAUUUUGUUGAUAAUUUAUAUGGAUAUCCUGAAGGCAAAGAUGUUUUGAGAGAAACCAUUAAGUUCAUGUAUACUGACUGGGCUGACCGUCAUAACCCUGAAACCAGAAGAAAGACAUUAUUGGCUUUGUUUACGGACCAUCAGUGGGUGGCACCAGCUGUAGCCACAGCAGAUCUUCACUCAAACUUUGGUUCACCUACGUACUUCUAUGCCUUUUACCAUCAUUGCCAAACAGAUCAGGUUCCAGCUUGGGCUGAUGCAGCCCACGGAGAUGAGGUUCCCUAUGUACUGGGAAUCCCCAUGAUUGGUCCUACAGAAUUAUUUCCUUGCAAUUUCUCCAAAAAUGAUGUGAUGCUGAGUGCAGUUGUAAUGACAUACUGGACAAAUUUUGCUAAAACUGGUGACCCAAAUCAACCAGUCCCUCAAGACACAAAAUUCAUUCAUACCAAACCCAACCGUUUUGAAGAAGUAGCAUGGACCAGAUAUUCCCAGAAAGACCAACUUUAUCUCCAUAUUGGAUUAAAACCAAGAGUUAAAGAACAUUACAGAGCCAAUAAGGUGAACCUCUGGUUGGAAUUGGUACCUCAUCUGCAUAAUCUCAAUGACAUUUCUCAGUAUACCUCUACAACAACUAAAGUGCCAUCAACUGACAUCACUUUCAGACCUACGAGAAAAAAUUCUGUACCUGUCACGUCAGCCUUUCCCACUGCCAAGCAGGAUGAUCCCAAACAACAACCAAGUCCAUUUUCAGUGGAUCAAAGGGACUACUCAACAGAGCUGAGUGUCACUAUUGCAGUUGGAGCAUCACUGCUGUUUCUGAACAUCUUGGCCUUUGCAGCCCUGUACUACAAAAAGGAUAAGAGGAGACAUGAUGUUCACAGGAGAUGCAGUCCUCAGCGCACUACUACCAAUGAUCUAACCCAUGCACAAGAAGAGGAAAUCAUGUCCCUCCAAAUGAAGCACACUGAUUUGGAUCAUGAAUGUGAGUCCAUCCAUCCACAUGAGGUGGUUCUUCGGACCGCCUGUCCCCCAGAUUACACACUAGCUAUGAGGAGGUCACCUGAUGAUGUUCCCUUAAUGACACCCAACACCAUUACAAUGAUUCCCAACACUAUACCAGGGAUUCAGCCCUUACACACAUUCAACACAUUUACUGGAGGACAGAACAAUACUCUGCCCCAUCCCCAUCCCCACCCCCAUUCACAUUCAACAACCAGGGUAUAGCCAGAUCACAGAAACAAACUAUUUUUUUGAUGGAUUGCAGUAAACAAUUACGGAAGAUUCCUUGGCUUUCAACCUACAAGACUUACUAUUUAAAUAAGGAGGAAUGUUAUGUGAAUAUACAUAUCAAGAACUUUGGGGGUUUUGAAAAAAAUGAAUUGUGUAUAUACAAAUCAACUUUAAAAACAAAUUUCAAUUGCUUGAAGCAAUUGUGCCGAAUGAUACUUUUUCAUUCACAUUCAAGAAUUAAUUUUUUGAAGAUUUAAGUUACAUAAUGGAAUUAGGCAUGUGGAACACCAAACAGGAAAGAACUAUGUCUGAAAUAUAAAAAAUAAAAAUAAAAAAACAACUAUGAAUAUGCACAAGGGACACACCAAUGGAAUGUCAGAUAAUUUUCACCAGUUUUUAUUUGGAGCCGUUUUAUUGUGUAGACCAUAUUUACAUAUUUGGAUAAGUACACAAAGCGUCAAUGCUGUUAAUGGCCUUAGCAAAGGCUCAUGCUGAAAUUUGCCAGUAAAACAAAGAAAUUUAAAGACUGGCAGGUACAACAUUAUCACAUAAGUGCUGUCAGUAUAAAGUUGUGGGGAUAAAGGAAACUGGAUAUUUUUAGCACGAUGUGCAUGAUAAUUUAUAUGCUUGGUGGCUGUGCUGCUGAUUAAGCCGUAAUUAAAAUUCUUCUCAUCCCAUUGGAGUUUUUAAUAGAAGCUUCCUCCAUCAAUUGGCAGAACCUAAAGAUUUUAAGGGGCAAAAGUAAUUACAAUAAAAUAAUUCACAGUAGUUUCAAUAUAGAAUGAAUUAGUUAUUAAAGGUAUUUGAAGAAACUAUAGGUAUAGUGGUGAAUACUCGCUGAUAUGAAUCCCAGAAAAAAAAUUCCCUGUUUUUAAUGUUCUUUUCAUUCCCAUCUAGAUAAUUUAUAGAACUAUAACCCUAAUUGGACAUGUGGUACAGGAUCUAUAAGUUGCUGUGUUUUUUUGUUACUCUGUAUUUUGUUCCUUUUGGUAAGGUGAAGUGUGUCCAAAGAGUUACUUGCAACAGUCUUUCACGAUAUGAGGAUGCCCCAGUAUUAACACUCUGAUUAUAGUUCUGAGUUCAUUGAUUUACUCAUGCUGCAUGACAAAACGUUUACUAAUAACAAUUCAUUAUAAAGUUAUGUCCCUCUUUACAUCACUUAUCUUUCUCACUGAGGUUCAUUCACUGGAAUUUACUCACGCAAUCUCAGUAGAGUACAACGUAGAUACAGAACCUAGGAGAGUCAACACCUGGAGGAUUUUAGUCUUACACAUAUGUGUGAUUUUAAAUGAAUAUUCUCAGAUCACAGGAAACUCUUCAUCCCCCUGUUGUUUACCAGUAACAGCAUAUCACAGACCUUUCCAAAUGUUUGUAUAUGUAAUCAGAUGUACAUUUAUAUUUAAAAAAAAAUGAGAUGGACUUAAAGAGCACAUCCUGAUAAAUACUUUCUCUCUUACCUGUACUAUAUUUCUAUUAGACUAAAGUUAUGUGAUUUUUUUUUUACAUUUUUUCAGAUGACUAGCAAUUUUGAUAGUUUAUAAGAUAAUGCAAAGAACUUUCUCUGACAAACUAACUGCAGUAACAGAAACCUUUCUUUUCAGUUACUCUUUUUCAAGAAUGAAAGAUUAUUAUACAAAAAAAUUGUAUACUACUUGAUGGAACCAACUUUGUACAUCUUGGCCAUGUCACUGGUCAUUGUGUGAAAUAAAGAUAAUCUGGAUAAUGACUAUUAGUC